CUGUGCCUGUGUUGUACAGUUCGUACGGUAACUGAGGAAACAUCAAGAGCAGAGCAGUCUGUCCGGCCCCGCUGCCUGACAGCCUCAGCCGAAAGUCAACGAUUCAUCCGAUGGCGUUGGAAAAACAAAGAGCAGUUUCAUUUGUAAGCGGUUUGAUUGGCGGCAGCGAUUCCAAGCCGUGUUUUCCUGAUCCGAAAAUGAAGUUUACCUCCAGCUUUCCUCAGUCUCCAGCCACAUCCGAUGCAUUUCUUCUGUCGCUUCCCCAUAUCGGCCGAGCCGAUGCAGCACUUCCCUGUGAUGCGGCACCAUUUUAUGGAUUCUGACAUGGACUAUGAGAGGCCAAAUGUCGAGACUAUCAAGUGUGUGGUGGUUGGAGACAACGCAGUUGGAAAGACCCGUCUUAUCUGUGCCCGGGCCUGCAAUGCGACGCUUACACAGUACCAGCUACUUGCCACACAUGUGCCCACUGUCUGGGCAAUAGAUCAGUACAGAGUCUGCCAGGAGGUUCUAGAAAGGUCCAGGGAUGUGGUGGAUGAUGUCAGUGUGUCCUUGCGUCUCUGGGACACUUUUGGCGACCAUCACAAGGACCGCAGAUUUGCGUAUGGCAGGUCUGAUGUGGUGGUGUUGUGUUUCUCCAUUGCAAACCCAAACUCGCUCCACCAUGUGAGGACGAUGUGGUACCCUGAGAUCAAGCAUUUCUGUCCCAGAGCUCCUGUUAUCCUAGUGGGCUGCCAGCUAGACCUGCGGUACGCCGACCUGGAGGCAGUGAACAGAGCUCGCCGGCCACUGGCCAGACCCAUUAAAUCCAAUGAGAUAUUGGCGCCAGAGAAAGGCCGUGAGGUUGCUAAAGAACUAGGCGUCCCUUAUUAUGAGACCAGCAUAGUUGCUCAGUUUGGGGUUAAGGACGUUUUUGACAAUGCCAUCCGUGCAGCCCUCAUUUCCCGCCGUCAUCUCCAGUUCUGGAAGUCACAUUUACGAAACGUUCAAAGACCACUCCUCCAAGCCCCCUUCCUUCCCCCUAAACCCCCUCCACCUAUUAUCUCCGUUCCCGCCCCUCCCAGUAACAUCGAAGAACACCCCAGUCGGCUGUUGGAGGACCCGCUCUGUGCCGACGUCAUCUUAGUCCUCCAGGAACGCCAGAGGAUCUUCGCCCACCGCAUCUACCUUGCCACAUCUUCUUCCAAGUUCUACGACCUCUUCUUGACUGAACCUCGGGGUCCUGAGGAGACCGAACGGGAGCGGGAAAGACCCCGAGGGCCACCACUUUGUGGCCGCGAUUUGCUGAUGCGUGCAGCUAGUUUUGACGUUUGUGAAAAUAGCGAUGAUGGAGAUAGAGCAAACUUGCGUGCCUGCACCAGUGAUGGAACUCUAAAAGGCGACGGAGACCGUCGUGGUCGUCUACUCCCAGCCUUGAGUCGUGCUUUCAUUAGCAUCCAAGAAGAAAUGGUGGAUGACCCCGUCACUUUCAACCCUAGAAAAAUGACUGUUGUGCACAUGGACCCUUCAAUGCAGCCCGGUCCAUUCCGAUCUGUGUUGCGGUACCUGUAUACAGGUAAACUAGACGAGCGGGAGAAGGAGCUAAUGCAGGUGGCCCACAUCGCAGAGCUGCUGGAAGUGUUUGACCUCCGUAUGAUGGUGGCUAACAUCCUGAACGAUGAGGCCUUCAUGAAUCAGGAGAUCACCAAGGCCUUUCACGUGAGACGCACCAAUCGAGUGAAAGAAUGUCUGGCCAAAGGGACCUUCUCUGACGUGGUGUUCAGGUUGGAUGAUGGCACCAUUAUGGCCCAUAAACCACUGCUCAUCUCAAGCUGUGAUUGGAUGGCAGCCAUGUUUGGUGGACCAUUUGUGGAGAGCUGUACAAAAGAGGUGCUGUUUCCAAACACUACGCGGAGCUGCAUGCGUGCUGUGCUGGAGUAUCUCUAUACUGGCUGCUUCUGCUCUCGCCCAGAUCUGGAUGCCAUGGAACUCAUUGUACUUGCGAACCGUCUCUGUCUGCCUCACCUGGUAGCGCUGACAGAGCUGUACACUGUGAAGGUACUGACAGAGGCUGCCAUGAUGGGAGCUGAUAUAGAUGGAGAUGUUCUGCUCUAUCUGGACAUGGCCCAGUUCCACUGUGCUCAUCAGCUGACUGACUGGUGCCUUCAUCACAUCUGCACCAACUACAACAGAGUCUGUCGCAAAUUCCCCCGUGACAUGAAAGCCAAAUCUACAGAAAACCUGGAGCACUUUGAGAAGCAUCGCUGGCCUCCUGUGUGGUAUCUGAAGGAAGAAGAUCACUAUCAGCGGGCACGCAAGGAGCGUGAGAAAGAAGAUUACCUGUACCAAAAGCGUCAGUGUAAACGCAAGUGGCUCUUCUGGAAUCUACCAUCUUCACCUUCCUCCAAUUCUCCAUCUUCUCCUGGUUCCUCUGCAGUCAUCUGAUCAGCUCUCAGGGUGCACGACCCACCUAACAGCCCUAAAUGUGGGAUAUAAACACAUUACAAGGAAUGAUAGCCUUUUUCAACUCUAGAAGAUUACCUAUUCACAUUUUCCGUUGAGCAAAAUGCCCAAGCCCUGCUUUUAGCUGCUGAAGAACACGCAAAAAUGAAACAGGAUGGAGAACAUAAGUCUAAGCAACACAAGGCUUUGAUUAAAAGCACAUUGUUCAGUCUUUCUUCUAUACUGGUUGGAUUUGUCAUCAAAUCAGCUUUGACGACCUCCUGGGACAUCAUAUCCUGCGGUGGUAGAGCGCUGCUCAGUUUGCUGUUUAAAGACAAUCUCCGCUUAGCAUCGGUUCCCCAAACAUAACCAUAUCUUCAUCUGUAUAGAAAAAUACAUGACAGGACUGCACAUAUUCAUAACUUGAAAUGCUAAUAAGUGCUUUCAGCUCUAAAGGACGAGAACACAGGAACGUUUUAGAGCAACCAGCAAACAUGAAUUCCUCAUUGUUUUGGUAAUCUACAAUCAAACCACUUCAACAGACCGACGUUCUCAAGAAUCAAAAGGUGUCCACCGUUCAACAUCUAAAGGUAUUACUAUUGUGACAUUUAAAGGUUGAUGUCUCGUGGAGGACCUUGUGCGGACGUGACUCCACAGAACCAGAUCAGUCCGUAACCUUGUUGCGGGUUCAGUGUGAAGUUAAGCUAUAUCGACAUUUUCAGUGGCAUAACAUUGAUUGCCACAGAAAAAGUAAUUGUCGGUUCUUUAAUGCAUUUACAAUGAAAAUAAACAGGGCCAGGCAAUAAACAUUAUAAAUGCACACCAGACAGAGUACAGCCACAAAACUUAAAGUUGCAUUGUAACUAAAGUAUUGACAGAUUGUUUCAUCUGUAUUGUGACACCCAUCUGAAAAAAAUGAAUAAUAUGUAAUUUUUAAGAAAUAGAUAGAUCUAUAGCUAGACAAAAAUAGAUAGAUAGAUAGAUAGAUAGAUAGAUAGAUAGAUUCUAAAAAAAGUAGUAUAGAUAAAAGGAUUGGAAACAAAAAAAAAAAAAAAAAGUGAAUCAUAUUCUCUGAUAUGCUAUCUUGCAAAUAAAUGUAUCUUGUUUUAAGGAUGUUAAAGUAUUUUACCGUAAAACAAGACAGAUAUACUAAUUAAGAACUUUUCAUACACUCACAGAAGUUGAUAAUUUCUUACCAGACGCUCAUCAGCCUAGAAAAGUAGUUAAACAAUAAAAAUAACAAUUUUAUAAGAAUAGUUCAUUCAAGUUCUUUAAUAUUGAGCUUCACAUUUCUUCACAUUUAUAUCCUUACAGGUUGCCAUUUUUUGCAGGACUUGAUUCUAUGCAUUGGCUUAAAAAGUUUCAAGGAGAAGUCCACUUCCAGAACAACAAUUUACAAAUAAUGUAAAUGUCAUCUCAAAUGCUCAUCUUGUCUUGCUCUCCCUGAACUCUGUGUAUUCUGGUUCAUGAAAGUUAGGGUAUGUCGUAAAACUAUCGUAUCGUAUUUUCUCCCUCAACUUCAAAAAUCAUUUCAAAAUCAUCCUACAUUGCUGCAGAAGUUCCGACCCAGUCUUUACAAAGUGAACAUGCAAAGAAAUUUAAACACCCUUAACAAAAAACGUAAAACAGCGAUACAGGAUGAUUUUGAAGUUGAGGGAGAACAUGAGAUGGGAGUUUUUUGACAUACACUAACUGUCAUGAACUGGAACAAAAAACAGAGGUAAGGAAUGUCAAAACAAGACGAGCAUUUGACAGUAAAAAGUAUAUAAAUUGUAUUAUUUUUAUGAAAAUAACCAAUCGUUUCGCUAGAUAAGACUAUAUAUCAAAUUAUAUAAUUUGUAAUAAAUUAAUAAUAUGUAUAAUAAUGUUAUAUGUAUCAGUCCAUUAUAUGGAGAAAAAUGCUGAAAUGUUUUCUUUAAAAACAACUUCUUUACGACUGAAGAAAAAAAAGACAUGAACAUCUUGGAUGACAAGGGGGUGAGUAAAUUAUCUGUAAACUGUUGUUUUGGAAGUGGACUUCUCCUUUAAAAAGUUAAAUAAAUUAUUAUCUUUAAUCACUAAGGAUGCAUUAAAUUGAUCAACAGUAAAAUAAAAUGUAUAAUGUUCCUAAAGAUUUCUAUUUUAAAGGGAACCCUCGGUAUUAAGACUUUAAAUGUAGGCUUAAACCAAAUGCUGCACCAUCAUUUUGUCCUCACAAAGAGACUAAAUGUCCCCAGAUAUCGAGUGAAAUCCACACUUGCUUAUUCCGAGUUAUGUUGUGGUAAAAAUAGUUUUUUUCAUAGGUUUUCUUCUACUAAUUUUAGUAAGAGACAUCAUUUACGUUAUAUUAAGCCAUUCAAGUCUUAAUACCCAGGGUUCCCUUUAAGUAAAUCCUGAUCUUUUGAAAUCAUAAAAAAUCUUGAAAAAAAAAUAAAAAUGUUUCUUGAGCAGCAAAUCAGCAUAUCAAAAUGAUUUCUGAAGGUUCCUGGGACACUGAAGCCUGGUGUAAUGAUGCUGAAAAUUCAGCUUCGAUCACAGGAAUAAAUUACAUUUAAAAUAUAUUGACAUAGAAUACAGUUAUUUUAAAUUGUAAUAAUAUGUCACAUUUUUACUGUAGUUUUGAUCAAAUAAAUGCAGCCUUGUUGAGCAGAAAAAGACAAAACCUAGAUCCCAAACUUUUGAAUGGCGUUGCAUUUUCUGUGCUAUUCAACGUUAUGCCUGUCGAUACAGCUUAACUUGUAUUGAACUUAUUUUGCCACUUUAUACAUGAUUAGAGCAUUUUAAGCUCUGGUCUUGCUCUUCAACAUGUUCAGGCUGAAUGUUACUUGUGCACAACAGAAAAAAAAAUACUUUGAGACUCUUUGUUUAUCCUGCACACUGUGGAUUUUGGUUACUGUGUAUGUUAGACUGAAGCAGUCUUCUCUAUUUCUUCCUCUCAAUAAUUGUAACCUCACAUCAGCUGACAAAUAUAAAAAACGAAGCAUUCAACAUUCAAAUGAUUAUGGGUUUACACAAAUCAGCACUUACUGACACAAUGUCACAUAUUUGUGCUAUCACAAGAAGAAGUUCAGGUUUACAUCAGAAAGCUGCGUUUUUGUCUCGAUAACAAUAUUCUGGAAAACAAACAACUGACAUCCUGUAAUCUUACAUCCAGAUACUUCAAAACAGGAUCCCAGGUGAACAGUCGCACUGGGCUUCUCUACAGGGAAUAUAAAGAGUGCCUCGACACUGCUAACAUGCAAAGUGUGGGCACUAGCUGCUGUCUUUACCAAAGUAAGCUCACUUCUGCUUCAUAAGGUGGAUGACUUCAAUCUACCACACACAAAACACAAUUUUAAAUGUUCCCAGAUAGCUUUCAGAUGAGUUUCACAGGCAGGCCUGUGACAAUCCCAUGAUGCAUCGCGGCAUGUUACAUUUAAGUAGCUGUAGAGUGUUUCCUAAACCUGCUAUGUUUCAGCAUCCCAUUCUGAGGGACACUUUAGGGUCUUUAAAAUAGUAUUAUAACUAGUAGUGAUUUAGGAAAAAGUAUUUAUAUGACUAUUCUAAUACUAUACGGAAAAACAACAUAAAUUUUAACAAUGCAAUGCAAGGCAGUUUCACAAUUGGCAUUUACAUUACUAUUUAAGGUGCAUAACCUCACCACACAGGGGAGGAAACCUCACAAGCAUGGUUCAUAAAGACUUAAACCCUUUGCGAUUUGAAUGUUUCUGAUCUAGCACAUGCGAUAGUUAUAGAAGCGAAUAGCACCUUAAAUAUAGAAUGGCUUAUUAUAAGGAAAACAGUAGUUUUUAUAGUACGAGAUUGACCUCUACAGUGAAAAGGGGAUAACAGAUCACCCUAUGGAGAGUAUAAAACAAUCUGCUAUGCAUUUUCCGCCAGUUAUAAACUAAUAUCAGAGAAUGUUUUUUCUGCUUUAAUAAAUCAGAUUAAGAGCUGACCUGCAUGUGCAAGGCUGUUGUAGCUGGCAGCAAGGGAAUGUUGAUGAAUAUUGUUUUAAUUUAGAAACCCAUAAAUAUAUGCUGUGCUUUGAAUGUAGAUCCAGAACAGUAGAGAUUGAGUUCCCCUCCAUUAUAAAAAUACAUGAUGGACUGUUAAUCUUUUAGCGGGACGAGUGAACUCUUCAGUAUCUUACUAAGCAUUUGUUAUAGCACUCAGGAACAUUUGCUGACUCUUGUCAUUAACAUAAAGAUAAAGAGACAAGGUUUUAUCCUAAAGAGUUAUCGUAAAGUGUUGCAAUUUGAAGGUAAUUUGGAAAUGGAUGAUUUUAAGAAUGGAUCAUUUACAGUAUGCCAACCGUCCUAUAAAUAACAAGACGUGUACAUUUCACAGACAACUGCAUCAGUCUGUUAGCAUAUGAUACAUAUGAAAAAUUUCUACUUUUGAGUUUUUUGUUACCAAUUUAGAACAUUUACAGUCAUGUAACACUAUGAUAUAAAGCAAAAUGGGAUUGAUGGGGAUAAGAAUGUACUGAGAUAUGACAGGUAUCAUGUGCACAUACUAUAUGAUUGUACAGUUAACACAUUUUGAUCUUCCCAGAAUUUAUUGCUCAGCUUUUGCUCUUCAGAGUUCAGUUCCGUUAGAAUUCCGGAGGAGAAAUUAAAAGACACGAAUGAGAUAAUCGUUAACAUACGGAAGAAAAAAAAUAAAUAAAAUAAAAUAAAAAAAUAGUUCAUCCCAAAAUGACAAUUUUCCAAAAAUGUACUGUAUUAACCAUCAAGCCAUCCAAUAUGUAGAUGAGUUUGUUUCUUCUUCAUCAGAACAUAUUGUACCAUUACAUUACACUCUUAAAAAUAAAGGUGUUUCACAAUGCCAUAGAAGAACCUUUUUGUCUAAAUGGUUCCAUAAAGAACCUUUAACAUCUGAAGAACCUUUCUGUUUCACAAAAGGUUUUUUGUGGCAAAGAAGGUUCUUCAGAUUAUACAAAUGUAUGCAAGAAAUGGUUCUUUAAAGAACUUUUGACUGAAUGGGUCUUUGUGGAACCAAAAAUGGUUCUUCUGUGGCAUUGCUUGAAGAACCCUUUGAAGCACCUUUAUUUUUAAGAGUGCAUGUCACAAAUGAAUUUGGUAAUGAAUGGGUGCCGUCAUAAUCAGAGUCCAAACAGCUGAUAAAGCAUCACAAUAAUCCACAAUUAAUUCACACAACUCCAGUCCAUCAAUUAAUGUGUUGUGAAGUUAAAAGUAUGUGUUUGUAAGAAACAAAUCCAUCAUUGUAUCUUUGAACCAUCAUUUCUGGCUGAAAAUACGAGUACAUAAUCCAUAAUAACUCUUUCUCCAGUAAAAUAAAAAUCAAUUUCCUGUUUUCCUCUCACAUCAAAAUUCACCAACACAUUUGUUCAGAACUGUUUUUUGCUUUUAAACAGAGCUUGGUCUGUGCAUAUUAUGCAAUAUUAUGGACAGAGGUCUCAUAUUUUAUAUGGAAGCAAUGGUUUAAAGUUAAAACAUCUUGAUGAUGGAUUGGUUUCUUACAAACAAAGCUUUUUACUUCUCAAGAUGUUAACUGAUGGAUUUAAGUGGUGUGGAUUACUUGUGGAUUUCUGUGAUGUUUUUAUCAGCUGUUUGGACUCUCAUUCUGACGGCACCCAUUUACAACAGAGGAACCUUUGGUGAUCAAGUAAUGCUAAAUUUCUCCAAAUCUGUUCUGAUGCAGAAACAAACUCAUCUACAUCUUGGCCUGAGAAUGAGUAAAUAUUUAGAAAACGAUAAUUUUUGGGUGAACUAUUCCUUUAAGCAAACGUCUGCAUUUAAUCAUGUUACUGUCUUGGAGAAGCAACUGAAAUAUUAAAGAGAUCUCAUUUGUGAGUUUUUAAUAAUCCAAGACUCCCUAACACAGAUUGUAGAGACUCUUUGUGAGCAAAAUAAAUCAAGCUAAUCCUGUGGUUAUACAUCAGGUAGGAGCGAGUUACUCAGAACAUUAUGUUCCUAACUGCAGAGAAGAUACCCCAUGCCUUAAUGUAAAGUACACAAGCAGAAACGUUCUUGGUAUUCACUGUUUGUAUUUGAAAUGUAAUGAAUCCUUUAUGUAUUAUAUGUGUUGCACAACAAAUAGGUGCAUAAUGUGUAAAAUCUGUGUCAUAUUGUUUGUUUGAUGGUUUAUUCAUCUCUAGCCCAUUGCAACCAUGUGAUUUUCACUGUAUUGUCUCUGUGUUAUGUGAACGUGUGAUCAUCACAUUGCCUUUCACUGCUAAAAUGAUAUAGACUGCUGAGUCUGUUCUCCUAGAAUUAGUGUGGUAAUCUGUACCACUAUAGGUACAGAUGGAGAAUGUGGAAUAGUAUGAUAAAAAAAAAGUAUGUACUGAAAUGAAAAACUAUCAGGGGUGCGUUUCCCGAAAGCAACUAUGGUCGUAAGUUCCGUCGUUACCAAUAGAUUUCAAUGGAACUGACUACCAUAGUUAGCUUACGAUGCUUUUGGGAAACGCACCCCAGUUAGGUGCACAUUGUGAACCUUUUCAAUCUUGAAUACCUUGACAUGCUGUGUGCAAAUAGGCAAACAUCAGUCCGCUAUAUGAAUGCUAUAAAACAAAUCAAAUAAAAAAUUCUUGGGGAUACUGUGCAAUAUGCAGCAUAAUAUACUGCAUAUAAUGUCCUCCAAAGUAAUCAUGCACUUCCAAGCAGUUUCAGCCACAGAAGCAUGUCUUCUAUUUUAUUUCACUCUCAGAUAAGAUACAUAAUCAGGGUUUAAAGCAGAAAAAUACAAUAUGUAAGUUAAGAAUAUAAUGAAAUAAUUGCUUUAAAAUCCUAUAUGAGCCAAUUUUAACAAGCUCUAGGUCCUAGUGCCACCACUGCAAAGAAGCACAAACCAAACAAGAGUGUCAGCAGCACCACGAAAUGUUGUUUUUGCUGCACAAUUACAAUAACGUAGGGCCAGUGCAGCAAAGAAGCCAUGAAAGCCUUGAAAUCAAAUGACUGAAAGCAAAACUUGAAUGUUCUCUCAGUAUCUAGAAGCCUGAUGUUGACCAUUUGUAUGGGAAACAGGCAUCAUUUCCAUGAGCUGGUAUUGGGGAGGGGGAGUUUGUAUUUUCAGGAAACCUGCAGCAUGUGUUCUUGAAAUGUGUAAAUAGUGUUUAAUAAACACAAACUAGCAGUUUG
Messenger RNA from Labeo rohita (rohu), 9482 nucleotides. It is a transcript of the gene rhobtb2a, whose product is annotated as Rho related BTB domain containing 2a. Gene Ontology annotation, molecular function: GTP binding; protein binding; GTPase activity. The coding region runs from base 241 to 2421 and encodes 726 amino acids. The record is from RefSeq and is a predicted model, not a curated record. NCBI's taxonomy places the organism in Eukaryota, Metazoa, Chordata, Actinopteri, Cypriniformes, Cyprinidae. Gene Ontology annotation, biological process: small GTPase-mediated signal transduction. The transcript is spliced from 10 exons.